UCUCGUGUUAUAGUUACUUACAUGAGCAUCAACUUCACUAUAGCUAAGUUAAAUCUUCUCUUUCUUUCUCUCUCUCUUUGGUUCGUCAAUUAUAGAAAACGUUACUUCAAGAUGGCUAAGAAGAACGGAACGUCAUGGUUCACCACCGUGAAAAAGAUUCUCUGGUCACAGUCAAAAGACUCCGACAAGAAGACACACCACAAAGAAACUGAUUAUAAGAGAAAAGAAAAGAAAGGAUGGGUUUUUCGAAAGACCAAACUCGAAACCACAAACUCUUUAGUAAAAGAUUAUGUCCGUACGGUUCGUACGGUGGAGACAGAGGAGGAAGAGAAACCGACGGUGGCUGUCUCCGCCGUGGAUGAAGCUGCCUCCGAGAUCGUUAAGCUAACGGCAACUCCGGGUUUUAUUAGACGUCAUUGGGCUGCCAUUAUUAUUCAGACAGCUUUCCGAGGCUACCUCGCGAGGAGAGCAUUACGGGCAUUGAGAGGAAUAGUGAAGUUACAAGCAUUAGUGAGAGGUAACAAUGUAAGAAACCAAGCCAAACUCACUCUAAGAUGCAUCAAGGCUUUGGUUCGAGUUCAAGAUCAAGUUCUUAAUCAUCAUCAACAACAACGUUCAAGACUCUUAUCAUCAUCACCAUCGAGUAAUUAUAACAUAGAAGCAAGACGUAACUCGAUGUUCGCUGAAUCUAACGGUUUUUGGGACACUAAAACAUAUCUUCAAGACAUCCGUAGCCGUAGAUCUUUGUCGAGAGACAUGAAUAGGUGCAAUGAUGAAUUUAACUCGGAAGAAACAGAAUUGAUUUUGCAGAAGAAAUUAGAGAUUGCUAUUAAACGAGAGAAAGCUCAAGCACUUGCUCUCUCUAAUCAGAUUCGGAGUCGGUCUUACCGGAAUCAAUCAGCCGGCGACGAUAGGGAGCUUCUAGAGAGAACACAAUGGCUUGAUCGGUGGAUGGCAACGAAGCAAUGGGACGAUACAAUCACCAAUUCACCAACUCUUGAGACUGUAACCACUCAUCAUCAUCAAAGAUCAUAUCCAGCGACUCCACCGUCGUGCAGAACUUCAAGAUCCUUUGCAGUGAGAUCAGCUAGUCCAAGAAUACCAUGUUCGCCUUCCUCGAUGCAGCCGAAUUACAUGUCGGCUACAGAGUCGGCGAAGGCUAAGGCAAGGACUCAGAGCACGCCACGGAGGAGACCAGUUGGGACAGCGAAGAAGCGGCUGUGUUAUGCGGAGGAAGAGAGUUUGAGGAGUCCAAGCUUUAAGAGUGCUUAUAAUGGUUGUCUCUGGGGUGAUCAUGAAUCGGAUUACUCUUGUUGUUACGGUGAUGGUUUCGCCGGAAAAAUCUCGCCUUGUUCUACUACUGAGCUCCGGUGGUUAAAGUGAGAGACUUUUUUGUUUUUGUAAUAUUCACAAUCAUGCGAUUUGUUUAGUUUCUUGACUCCUUGUGUCAGAAGGUUAAUUAGAUAACAAAGCUACAAAUUCUGA
Molecule: messenger RNA, 1485 nt
Organism: Arabidopsis arenosa
Lineage: Eukaryota; Viridiplantae; Streptophyta; Magnoliopsida; Brassicales; Brassicaceae
Source: the annotation of a GenBank genome assembly